Molecule: messenger RNA, 6419 nt
Organism: Bolinopsis microptera
Lineage: Eukaryota; Metazoa; Ctenophora; Tentaculata; Lobata; Bolinopsidae
Product: multiple PDZ domain protein-like
Exons: 41
Coding region: 68-6004 (1978 amino acids)
Molecular function (GO): protein binding
Source: RefSeq, a predicted model, not a curated record
AUUUUAUUAGAAUGACGUAUGACAAGUUGUAGCCAGUCGAUGUAGUUGUUUGACGAGAUGUUACGAUAUGGCAAACAUCAUCAACCAAGCAGACGCGGAGCGGGUGUUACGGAUAAUAGAGUCACUAGUUGAACAUGUUCCGGAACAUAUUAAACUUGAGUUAGAUAGUCUCAGGGGAUUGCUCAAGAGUCCGCUUUUCUAUCAGUAUCUCGACUAUCACGACCUUCAGAAGAUAUCGGAGCUGACUGAUUCGGGCCGGGAUAUAGAAGAGUUUUGUCAGACCGUUCAGAACUUGAAAUUAUCAGAACUCGACAUGGAGAUAGAGGAGUGCUCCAACAUCAGCACAGACAAUUGCAACCUUGGUGAAGAGGAGGAGAGAUGUGCAGGAGACACAACCCUGGUUAACUCUCCCUCUACCACUUUGAGACUGGGCGAGGGUCUAUUACCUCUCCAGAGAGACGAUAACUCUGAUAAUAUUUAUUUAAGCAACCAGGAUCUUAGUAAUAACUGGAAGAGAAAAGUCAGCAUCAAAAAAGAGACGAUAAGCCUGGACAGGACACCGGGAGAGUCGCUAGGAUUUGAUGUGUGUGGGACUGACAGUGAUGGUCCUGUCCGAGUUUUCGUUCGGAAAAUAAAACCUGGCGGUCUCGCUGACAGGGAUGGAAGAUUGGUUGAGAGAGAUGAGAUUGCGGCAAUAAACGGGGAGUCAAUUCUCGAUAAUGAGGGGGGACCUGAGGCUUUUCAACAGGUUAUGAAAAAGUUGGAAGAACAGACGGAAACAGUGACCUUUACCAUCAAAAGGAAGCUGAUGGUAGAAGCGGAUCCUCCGGCACUAACUCCAGCUAUACCGGAAAUAGAACUGAAAUGGGAACGUGCUCCUAACCCUCUUUCUUUGGCCGGGAGGAAGCUUAUCAUUGAACCAGACGGUAGCGUAUUACAGCCACUGAGUUGUGAUAUAUGUAACACUGGAACAGGUCUAGGGUUUGGUAUAGUGGAUGAUGUGUAUGGUAAUGUGAGAGUCAACACUAUUCUUGCAGACAGUCCUGCAGCUAAGGACUGUAAACUGCAACUGCAAGACAUAGUACUAGAAAUAAACGAGGCCAUGGUCCGUGGUCUGAAUCAGCAGCACGUAGCCCGGCUCCUGCAGUGUGCUUCUCCCAACGUAUCACUGCUCAUAGGCAGACCUGUUCAGUUGGAUCUACAAAGAUUAGAGCUGUUGGCUUCCGGUUUAGAGGGACUAACUUGGCGACCCCUGACUCUGUGCGAAAAUACCGGUGGAAUUGUGGUACACUCCGUGGAGAAUGACAAUAACAGUCUCCUCUGUAAUGAAGACGUCAUCAUUCAGAUUAACGAUGUAUCAGUGGAAAUAGUGCCGGAAGUUCAACUACCACAACUGUUUGAAGCAGCUAGAGUAGUUACCGUCUAUCGACAGCAUGUCGUUCCAGUGCAAGAGGAAGAAGUCCCUGAAGCCGAGAUAAGUUCUGAGCAGGAGGUGACAAGAUCUGCUUUGAGAGUAGUUUGGCUGCCUGAAAUACAAAUUGUGGAAUUUGAGAAACGAAACGCCACACUUGGGAUUUCUAUAUUACCUCUGAUUGAUCCUCUGAAGCCAUCCAGAACGGUGAUAGUAAUUGAUCACGUGCAAGAAGAGUCAGGUUUGGUGGACCUCGUGACCCCUGGAAGCAAACUCACUUCAAUCAACGAUCACGUUUUCAACGACUGCUCUUUCGAUAUAGUAGCUAAAGUGAUGAAGAUGACGCCGAGCGGCCCGGUCAGAAUGGGGGUCACGCCCCUAGCUCAACAGCCCAAACUGCUCUCCGACGGAAGGGACAGUGUUAUUCAACAGCUAGUCAUCACUGUCAGCUACAACGCAGAUUUUCCUGGCAUUACCCUGAAGCCCUCUCCCCACAGUAUCAUUCCUGGAUUUGAAGUGUGCACCAUCCUACCAGGAGGGCUGUUUCAUGUUGACGGGCGCCUAAAAACUGGUGACAUAAUCGUCACGCUCAACUACGCUGAAACCUCUCAGAUGAGCUUAAAAUGUAUCAGAGCGAUGGUGGAGACGUCCUGCAAGAGUUCCUCGCUGCUAAGAGUGUCGUACGUUACGCACGAGGACGCACAACAAGAGUAUAACGUUGUCGUCGCCCGCCACCCCAAGACCGGUAUUGGGAUAACGAUUGCGGGAGGGGCUACAAUCGACAAUCCUGCAAGUAACAUAUACAUCAAGAAGAUUGUUGAUAUCAACUCGCCGUUGAAGAAAGGAGAAAAUAUCAUCAAGGUGAACGAUAUCUCGAUGAUAGGUCUGACCCACGCCGAGGCUGUUGAUGUCCUAAAAUCCGCCACGUCACCCCUUACUUUAACAUUGCAGACUCCUUCUGGUCAGGGUUCCAUUAAUGGAAGCAGAGAAAAUAUCGAGCCAGAGAAUCUGCUGCAACUAUGUUUGCCGAGAACCAGAGAGGCGUUGGGUAUGAAGCUUGGUUCAUGUGAACAAGGUCUCGUUGUAACUCAUAUUGAGGAAAACAGUGUGGCAGAUGUUAUUGGUCUCAAGCCUGGAGACAUCAUAUUCAAGGUGAAUGACACAAUAUUACGGGGAGUCCCUCAAGACAUGAUGAUGCCUCUACUACGGCAACAGGACGGCCCUACUAACGUUACCGUAGUCCGGAAACCUCCCCGAAAGAGCCAGGUGACUCCGAUAAACUCUUUGCCGGGAACCCCAGUCCUGGAACCGAAACAAGACCUUAUGCUCCAGAAGCAAGACCACUUGGCACCAGUUACAGUACACCAUAACAUGGAACCAGCUCCAUCUUAUUAUAGUCCUGAACAGUCCCCUGCAAAUAGCGCCAAACUUGGUGGAUAUGGAAUACACCAGAAUGCGUUCACUGUGAAGAUAAAGAAGUCCGGCACAACCUCCCUCGGAAUAAACACGGUACAACGAGGAGAUGGAAUAUUUGUGAAGAACAUUUUUGAUAACUUCCCAGCUAGUCAAUGUGACAACAUCAGACCAGGAGACCAGAUUCUAGCGGUGAAUGAACACCGACUAACGGGGCUGUCCCGGAACAAGGCCAUAGCCAUCCUUAGGAAGGUGGAGGGGGAUGUGACCCUCCUGCUUACACGACCCAACAUGGCUGUCGCUCAAGUCAACUCCUCCAACAGUGAUAAGGAGAACGCCCCCUCAGCCGGGUCCCCCUUACCGUACGUGGAGGUGGACCACCAGGGCCCCCUCCAGAACACCGCCCCUCCUCCCUCCUACCCUACAGACUGGGACAGGUCACGUGAUGCGAGCGUCAGAUCCUCAGAACCAGACAUUGCUGCUCUCAAGAGGACUGACAAUAUGACUCCUGAUAAUAUCUCCCUCAGGUCCUAUCAGUCGGAGAAGUUCAGUCAGCACAGUCCGAUCCACACACUGGACCAGCCCCUACCCUCUGAGAGGUUGGAAACAAGCUCACCGGGUCAUGUGACUCCAUCUGGGUCACAUGUCACUCCAUCUGGGUCACUUAGAUCUCAGACUCCGUCUUACGGCGAGGUUAUGAACACCAGUAGGUUAACAAACGAGAGUUGGAAGCAGGGAGAUGCAGUGUCACUAACCGACCAUUCUCAGAGGAGCUCUCCUGUUUUAAGGAGACAAGAUACCGGGGAGAGAGCUCCUUCUGGUGACAGAAGGAUCUCCUGGCACGACUCUCCUAUUGAGGUGGAUACAAUACCCAUGAAAAUAGCUAACGGUGACAGUGGUUCUGGCAUCAUCCUCUUCUCUUACCCCCAUUCUGAGGGUAUCCUUGUGAAGUCCAUCACGAACAAUUCUCCUGCACAGCAACUUGUUUGGCCACAAGACCUCAUCAUUCGUAUCAACGAGAACAGCACUCGAGACAUGGCACUGUCGGAUGCUGCCAUCUUAUUAUCGGAAAAGAAAGCACAUAUUGAGAUAGAGGUGAAGCGAGACUCCCCCAUGUAUCAGCUGCAUGAUGUCAUCCUCGAUAAACCCAAAUCAGGAAGUCUCGGGUUAAGUAUCACAGAAAAGAGGUCUAACCCUGGUAUCUACAUCUCUAAAGUAACGCCCGGAGGUGUGGCAGAGAAACAUGGUGGUGUAGAGCGUGGUCAGAGGAUUCUCAAUAUCAACGGACAGAAUGUCAAGUACAUGAGGCAACCUGACUUCAUCGCUAUCCUCAAGAGCUGUGGCAGCAUGGUAGAACUAGUGGUGGGAACUCCGACAAGAGACUCAGACAACAGAUCUACGUCCUCCUCACAGAAACAGUCCCCAAGUGCUAAACAGUCCCCUGUUCCUCAGAGAUCCUCCGCUGGCAGUGCACGGAACAGCCAGCCUUCUUCUAGAGGUUCACCCUACUCCUCCCAAAGAUCCCUCCACUCCUCCCGAGGGCUGAUGAGACAGUCCCCACCUCCCUCUCCCCUAGCACAACACCCCCAGUCCACCCACUCUCCCCACAGUUCUCCCCGACUCUCUCAUCGCUCCUACAACCGGUCCCCUCACAGCUCGCCCCGGGGCUCCUUCCGAUCCAGCAACACUCCCAUUGGAUCACCUAAAGAGAUGAGAGCAACCGGGCCAGACAGUCAGACGGGGUCCGCUUUUGGUUCCCAGAGAGAGCUAGGUAGUCAGCAGCAGCAGCAGGUGUUAAUGGACAAUAGUCACCACAGUUUGCAGCGGGAUCCAGUCAGCUAUCAUAACUCCCAGUUGGAAAACCUGUCUGGUUCAUUGAGAGAUAUGGGUUCUCAACGGGAUCUCAAUAGUUACCAAGGUUCCCAACGAGAUUUGAAUUAUAGUAAUCAUGGCUCACAGCGAGAUUUGAACAGUUACCCUAAUUCUCAACGAGAUUUGAGUAAUGCUAGUUACCACGGUUCCGCCCGGGAUCAGUACGACAUGCCACGGGACCAUGACUACGGUUCUGACAGACACAGCACGCCCCAAGGGUCUACCAGGGACUUCCCUAGUCAUCCUGGUAGUAAAAGGGAGUUUAACAUGAGUCCUCAACACUCCCUCAGAGACCUGGCCAUGGAGCAAUCCUCCUUCCACGGGUCUUACAGAGACAUAGGAAACUCGAGUCCUCACGGUUCACAACGAGACUAUGGCAGUACUCAACACGGGUCACAGAAAGAAUUUGGCAGCUUGCCAGCUUCACAGCGGGACUUUAGUGGGAGGGAUUCAAGAGAGAGGUACAGAGAACCAGACAACCAAUCUCGGAGAUCAUCUGAACAGUCAGGAAGGCAGAUGAACAGGAAGCCCAGACACCCUUCUCCUUCUCGCUCUACACACAGUACCCAGUCCAAACGAUCUAAUGUAACCGACCGGGAUCAGCAGAGGACGGACAGCUUGACCCACUACUCAGUUACCAGUCUUCAGUCGGACUACGCUCCUUCGUACAGUGUCCAGAGUAUCUCUACCCACAGUGUCCAAUCCUUUGACUCCAGACCGCACGAUACCCGGUCUAAUAUGUCGUCUAACAGCUACACGAAGCCGAAACCCCCCGUUCUUAGGACUGCUAAUCUCUACCGGGAAAAGAAUCAGCCACUAGGAUUGAGUUUAGGUGGUGGAAGAGGCUGGCCACUAGGUUCAAUACCUCUCUUUAUAUCGUCAUUAACAAAGGGUGGCGUUGCUGCUAGAGCGGGAGUCCUCAAGGAAAGAGACAGAAUAGUUUCCAUAAACGGCACAAACGUAGAGGACUUUAGUCAUGAGGAUGCAGUGAGGCUACUUAAGGAGGCUACGACUCCCGUUACUUUGGUGGUCACGGAUCCUGAUACCAAUAGGCCUGAUUUCAAGAUGGUUAAGUUAACGAGAUCUCAGGACGGCUUUGGAUUUAGCAUUGUAGGAGGAAAAGACAAUGUUCCAUCUCUGCCAAUAACCAUCAAACAGGUCUUCGAAAAUGGACCUGCGUACGGUAAACUAAAGCGGGGUGACCAGAUAAUUUCUGUUAACGGCAAAAGCAUCGAGGAUUACAGCCGAGAAGAAGCGACAUUGCUAUUGAAGUCGUGUACUGAAACGGUCACUUUAUUCAUACAGUGACGCCCUCAUCGCAUGACCACAAAGAAACAUUGUGACGUCAUCAGUUCCAACUCCAAGUGAAAUUAUUCGAUCUACGCUGUCACUAUCAAUCAUUCUGUCGAACUUCAGAUCUGUCCGGAACACCUGCACUUUGAAGCCAAUUUUUCACACCAAAAAUGAAAACGCCAUAAAAGAUGAAAAACCUAGGUCUGGGACUUUUGGCUUUGCGGUCAACGCAAAUAUGCAAUAGACAUUUCAUUUUAGGGUGAACAAUAUUCUGCAAUUAAACGAACAUAAGAGUUCAAAUACACACCCAGGGAGUGUAAGUGACCUGAAAGUGAAGAUUUUCAGUCAUCAGUAAACACUCACAAGACGAUUUUAUUGCUGUUCCCAAGUUUUGCUACUAGAAAUAGAAGUAGAUGUGACAAUUUUAAUU